This is a messenger RNA of Andrographis paniculata, 3632 nucleotides long. RefSeq names its product putative late blight resistance protein homolog R1A-10. Gene Ontology annotation, biological process: defense response to other organism. The record is from RefSeq and is a predicted model, not a curated record. Bases 139 to 2679 code for a protein of 846 amino acids. The transcript is spliced from 2 exons. Lineage: Eukaryota; Viridiplantae; Streptophyta; Magnoliopsida; Lamiales; Acanthaceae. Gene Ontology annotation, molecular function: ADP binding.
AUUCAAUAACAUGUUAAAGACAAUAUCAAACCAAAGUCUUACCUCUCAUCAAAAUCCUCUAAAAUAUAUCUUCACACUUCAUCUGUGUUUUCCAUCUUCAUUACCAGAACUUGUUCUUGCUCCCUUCACUUGACAGAGAUGGCUGUUGCUGCUUAUGCUUCCAUGGUUUCUCUUACUCAUGUUCUCGACAAUGUUCAUUACCGUGCUCAGCUUCGUCUCCUUCAUGUCAACAUAAAACUAAUUGAAUCUUUCCAGGAAACUGUGAAUUUCUUGCUGGAUUUUGUUGAAAUUCAUUCGAGAAGAGAAGGCCAAAAGAUCAACAGUCUGUGGAGGCAAAUAUCUGAAGUUUCGUUCGAAGCUGAAGAAAUAUUUGAUUUACAUGUUGUGAAUCAACUUCAGCUUCGAUCUGAGGGAGUAAAAGCCUGUUUGGGAUUCUCAGCUUUCGACGAAGAUAUUGGAGGAGUUAUCCGAAAACUUGAUACCAUCAAGAAAGAGCUGUUGGUGGAGGAAGCCUUAUUGCAGGAUGUUCGAUCUGGAAAACAACCAGAAGUUUCUGAGCAUGGAACAAUUUCGUCCCUUGGCCAGAAUACGAUUGUGGGAUUCGAUGAUCAUGUCAAUGCAGUUAUGGAUUUGCUGAUUAGAGACGAACCGGCACUCCAAAUCAUCCCAAUCGUAGGCAUGGGCGGUAUUGGUAAGACUACUCUAGCUAGAGCUGUUUUUGAUAACCAAUGUAUUGUCGACCGGUUUGAUAGACUUGUUUGGCUUACAAUAUCACAAGAAUAUACUGUUCAGGACAUCCUAUCAGCUCUUUUAAAUGAUGGGAAAGUUACUACUCAUGAUGGAAGUUUUGAUCGUUUGGGGGAAGCUUUGUACAAGCAAUUAUUUGGUAGACGGUAUUUGAUUGUUAUGGAUGACGUGUGGAGCGAGCAGGCUUGGUGUGAUUUAAGAAUGUGUUUUCCAAAUAACAACAAUGGAAGCCGCGUUAUCAUGACUACUCGGCUUGCAAAUGUGGCUGGAAGUUUAAGCCCUCAAAGAUCAUUUUCGAUGACUUUCUUGGACAAGAAUAAAAGUUGGAGUUUAUUUUGUCGAACAGUGUUUAAAAAAGAACACUGUCCUUAUCCAGAACUAGAGGAAAUUGCACAAGAGAUUGUCAGAAGUUGUCAAGGACUUCCUCUAGAGAUCAUUGUAAUUGGCGGGCUACUUGCAAAGUCUAACAUGUCUAAAAGAUAUUGGAAGUCUGUCGCGGACAACAUCAGCUCGUUCGCGAAUCUUGAACACGACGAGCAUUGCUUAAAGAUUUUGUCUUUGAGUUAUAACGACUUGCCGAUCCACCUCAAGGCAUGUUUCCUCUUUAUGAGCGCUUAUCGUGAAGAUCAUAAGAUCGAUAUCAAUGAACUAAUUCGGGAGUGGAUUGCUAGAGGAUUGAUUAGAGCUGUUGGUGAGAAAAGUUUAGAGGAGAUUGGUAUGGAAUACACUAAAGAUCUCAUUUCGAGGAAUCUAAUUUUUCAUUACCGAAAUCACAGAAGAAAUGGCAAACUAGAGUGGUGCAAUAUUCAUGACCUGUUGCGAGAGUUGUCCGUGAAAGAAUUUAACAAGGCGGAGUUUAUUCAAUCGCCAAAAGUGCAAUAUACGAAUGGAAGUGGAUCACGAAGACAAUGCUUUCUUUGCGCCAAGUCGAUCCACCAUGAAGUUGCGACGGAUGUCUUGGAAUUUGUUCUUUUAUCCGAAUCACCAUCAUCGUCACGACUAAUUCAUCCACCUAUUUGUCGCGCUUGCCGAGUUAUGUAUUCACAUUUUAAAGAGGCGAGGCUGGUGGAAACAAUGAUGUUUGAAAGAACAUCGAGAUUUUUGCAUCCUACUCAAGUGAGGUAUGUUUUUCGUUCCAUCAUUGGAAAGUCGAACCCUUUUUCAAAAAUGAACUUACUCUGGAAUCUUCAGACACUAAAGCUAUGCUCGGAAGGGCGAGUUAAUUUCCCGAAUGAAAUGUGGGAAAUGCCGCAGCUCAGGGAAGGCUUCAUUAUUCUAAAAAAUCUGCAGACACUUUCCGGAAUUUCGAAUUUCCAGUGCACAAACGAUGUCUUGGCAAGAAUUCCUCAAGUAAAGACACUGAAAAUCACAUAUGGUAAGAAUCUUCACAAUCUUAUCCGACUCCAGAAUCUUCAGUCGUUAAAAAUAAGAAAUGCUCAGGAGAACAUUGCUUUUCCAAGUUGUCUUAAAGAGUUGUGUUUGGAAUAUUCCAAAUGGAAAAUUCCUUGGAGUGGUAUGUCGAUCAUUGGCUCAUUACCCAAUCUCGAGAAACUUGAUUUGAUUUUAUCGACUAGAGAGUCUGAAUGGAAUCCGGCCGAGGGCGAAUUUCUUCGACUGAAAGAAUUGAAGAUUGCUUGUAUGGAUCUAGUGCAAUGGAGAGCUGAUAAGGAACACUUCCCGACUCUUGAGCUGCUUGUACUGUCUUUCAAAUUGUUGGAAGAAAUCCCUUUCGGCAUUGGAGAUAUUCCAACGUUACGUAGAAUUGAAUUGCGAGGAUGUAAUGGAUCUGCUAUCGAUUCGGCAUACGAAAUAUGGGAGGAACAGAAGAGCAUGGGAAAUGACAUCCUUAAGAUUCCUAUCAGAAAGGAUUACAAAUGGUAUUCAAUCAGUGAUUUCAUAUCACUGCAAAAGAAAGAUGAAGAUGACCGAUAGGUACUUCUGAGUAGAGUGGUUAAAAGAAUUGAGUAGCUCGUGAGCCAAGCUCGACUUAGUUCUUUUACAGAGAUAAACAAGCUGAUUUUGAGCUUGAAAAUUAUUUUUUAUAAACGAGCCGAGCUGGCCGCGAGUAGCUCAAUUGAGCUCAUUAGUGAUAAUAUAUUUAUAUAAUAUAUAUAAUUUUUUAUAUCAAAAUUUACAUUUAUUAUUAAAAUAAAAAUAUUUUAUUAUAAAAAAUUAUGAAUAAAAUUAAAUAUACUUAAUUUAUAUAUUAAAAAAUUAUAUAGAAUAUGUAUAAAAUUCAAAUCGAAUUCGAGCUUUACGAGCCGAGCUCGAGCUGAAAUUUGAGUCUAACGAGCUGAGCUCGAGCCACUAUUUUGAUUCGAAUUCUCAAUGAGCCGAGCCGAGUCUACACCGUUAACAAAUUCAAGUCGAGCUCGAACAACAGAUACUCGAGCUCGCUCGGCUCGUUUAACGGCUCUACUUCUGAGCAACCGUUCUCUAAUUUUUGUGAUGAUUUUCAAAUUGCAAAAAAUUCUCAUUUUUUUAUCCCUGAAAUUCAUGUCACAAGAAAUUAGUCACUUGCUGUUCAUAUUCCUGCUUUCUUAUGUGAUUAUCAACCAAUCCUGAUUUUUUUUUUUUUUUUCUUGAAUGGUUACAAGUGAAUAAAAAAUAUGAAGGAAAUUGAGGGUGAACUUUAAUUUCGAAUGUGUCUGAGUAUUUGAUUUUUUAUAGAACAGCUGUUAAAUGGGGAGCUAAGAUAUUGUAUUUUGUACCUCAUCACAUAUAGAUUCUGUUACUUAUGACAUAGAAUCUAAUUAAUGUCUGAAUCAACAGAGUUUGCUUUAUGGCAAGGAGGGGGCUUUUUAUUUACUAUUUCAUUGUUGCGAAGGCUGAGACAAUUAUUAUUUCAUUAUUUGCGACAAGUUGCGACAAUGAAUAUUUAUAUU